Nicotiana tabacum (common tobacco) is the source of this 810-nucleotide messenger RNA. NCBI's taxonomy places the organism in Eukaryota, Viridiplantae, Streptophyta, Magnoliopsida, Solanales, Solanaceae. The record is from RefSeq and is a predicted model, not a curated record.
AAAGAAAAGUGAGCCCUCUCGCCGAGUAUUGCAAUGGAACUUGAAAUUGCUGAUAUAAAAGUAAAACUAUCUCUGCUGAAAAGCAAGUUAACGUCCGGUCACCGGUGAUAUCAAGUCCGAGACUUGGUAGGUUAGUGUACAUUCGUUCAGCAAAAUCGCCGGAAAAAGAAACUUGCUGGAGGGCGUAUGACAAACGAACACUCACGGCUGUGUUGUUUAAUUGAUCAUUACCUCCGUCCUUAUACUGAAACUGGGUCUGCUUCUUUAACCAAAGAAAUGGAGAAACAACUUUUAAUUGCUCUUUCACAGGUUUAUACAGAAAUCAAGCAGUGGAUAAAGGAAUAUGACUCCGAUAACAGCUCUGAGGACAUGGCGGGAAAUUCUGUUGGUGGAGGUCAAAUAAUCCCUGAGUCACAUGCUCAUGAUCAUCAUUGUUUAACCAAAGUUAUUGGGGUCUUGGUAAGUUUUUCGAUUCGAAUACCCGUGAUGAGGUAUGACACAGGGAUUCCAAUCUUUAUAUGAUUUUUGGGGCUGAUUGGUUAAUUGGAUUCACUGUGACAAUACCAUAUUCUGUAGUACAGUUAUGUGUAUCAAAUACUACUGUGAAGCUUUAAAGUACAAAUGCUGUAACAUGUUGGCCCCAGCAUCGUGAUGUUUUUUCAAUUACCAUCCUGGUAUUUUCUCAAUCUCCUGUUCAGUUUGGAGUUUAAUUUCUGGACACUAAUUAAGAUCAAGAAUUUAAGCUCAUUUGACCAUUGCUGGAAAAUUGCCACAAUCCUGAUGAAAAAUGAUCUGAUAUGAAACCUNACC